AAAAAUAGAAAAAAGUCGGAAGAUUGAAGGUCCAGUUUCUCGGCAAGAUACCGGAACCCUAGCUUGGAGAUGGCGGCGAUCAGCCUCAGGAAGGGGAACACACGGCUGCCGCCGGAGGUGAACAGAGUGCUCUACGUGCGAAACCUUCCAUUCAACAUAUCGAGCGAGGAGAUGUACGAUAUAUUUGGCAAAUACGGCGCGAUUCGCCAGAUCCGGAUCGGGACGAGCAAGGAGACCCGUGGCACCGCCUUUGUUGUCUACGAAGACAUCUACGAUGCAAAGACUGCCGUAGAUCAUCUCUCCGGCUUCAACGUCGCGAACCGAUAUCUUAUCGUGCUUUACUAUCAGCAGUCCAAGAUUAGCAAGAAGGUCGAUCUGAAGAAGAAGGAGGAUGAGCUCGCCCGCAUGCAAGAGAAAUAUGGAAUCUCCACUUCUAAAGAUAAGUAGCUUAAAGAUCCAUGUUAUGUCGAAACCAUCAUCAAGCUUAUUGUUUGUGGAUUUUGGUUCUCCCAAACUGCGCUCAAUUAUAUGUUAUUGUGUUCAAAUGUUUGAAUGAUAACGGCCCGUAUUUUCCUUUGUGCGGCUAAUUUAUCAUCGCUGUAAUUGAUCUCUUGUUUUUUGUUCAUAUUUAGCUUUUAGAUGCCGGCUUGGUAGAUUUGAA
Dendrobium catenatum is the source of this 661-nucleotide messenger RNA. RefSeq names its product splicing factor 3B subunit 6-like protein. Lineage: Eukaryota; Viridiplantae; Streptophyta; Magnoliopsida; Asparagales; Orchidaceae. The record is from RefSeq and is a predicted model, not a curated record. Gene Ontology annotation, biological process: mRNA splicing, via spliceosome. The transcript has a single exon. Gene Ontology annotation, cellular component: precatalytic spliceosome; catalytic step 2 spliceosome; U2 snRNP. The coding region runs from base 70 to 447 and encodes 125 amino acids. Gene Ontology annotation, molecular function: RNA binding.